AUGUCGACCUACAAACUAUACUAUUUUAAUGGACGUGGUCGUGCUGAAGUUUCUCGUUUAAUAUUUGCUGCUGCUGGUCAAAAAUAUGAAGAUAUUCGUUAUGAAGGUAGUGAAUGGCCAUUACAUAAAAGUGAAAUGCCUUUAGGUCAAAUGCCUGUUCUUGAAUAUAAUGGAACAAAAUUACCACAAUCAUUAUCAAUUGCUCGUUUUCUUGCUAAACAAUUUCAAUUAGCUGGUAAAGAUAAUUUUGAACAAGCUAAAGUCGAUGCUGUAGUUGAUACGAUUAGUGACGCUAUAGCAAAAUAUGUAUCAGCACGUUGGCCAUCCGAUGAAACAAAAAAAGAAGAACUUAUGAAGAAAUUUUUUGCUGAUGAAUUACCAAAACAUUUACAAAAUCUUGAAGUUUUAUGUAAAUUUUAUGGUAAUGGUGGUCCAUUUUUUGUUGGUAAUCAUUUAACAUGGGCAGAUUUAUUGUUCUAUGAUCUUGGAGAAACUUUUCUUGAAAUAAAUGAAAAUUGUUUAAAUAGUUAUCCAUGGUUAAAACAAAAUGUUCAAGAAGUUGCAAAACAACCAAAGAUUGCAGAAUAUCUCAAAAAUCGACCAAAAACAGAUUUAUAA
Rotaria sp. Silwood1 is the source of this 618-nucleotide messenger RNA. The record is from the annotation of a GenBank genome assembly. NCBI's taxonomy places the organism in Eukaryota, Metazoa, Rotifera, Eurotatoria, Philodinida, Philodinidae.